UUCACUUCUUCUAAGCAGACCGCGUCUAAACUCGCGUUAUGCUUUCUCUCCGCUGUGGGAUGUGUCCUCACAGCAAAUAACGCACCUGGCCAGCCCAAGCAGGUUGUUAAAGUCAACACCUUUGAGAUCGUUGGCAAUAGUAUUGGCAGUGGCCAACAGAUAUCCUUGGGCACCGAGGACAAGGUCUAUAUCAUCGACAAAACGGAAGACAACCCGACGCAAUUAAAUGGCCACCCUGCAUGGGCUGCAGAAUGGUCUGCUAGCUCGAAACAAACGCGUCCCAUGGAUGUUAUCACGAACACUUUCUGCGCGGGAGGAAGCGUCUUGGGCAAUGGGACGUGGCUCAACGUUGGCGGGAAUCAGGCGGUGACUUAUGGUGGCGAUGCUGCUAAAAGCCAAUUGGGUGGAGCACCCUAUAAUGAUCUUGAUGGAGGACAAUCCUGUUUUAGGAUGCUCAACCCGUGCGAUGGCAGCAAUUGUGAUUGGUUCUUGGUCGCACCCAUGACUACAAGGCAUUGGUAUCCUACCCUUGAAACGCUUCAGGACGGAAGCAUCAUUAUUUUUGGAGGAUGCGGAUAUGGAGGUUACGUUAGCGACGCAGGACAAACCAACCCCACUUACGAGUUCUUUCCGAGUCGUGGUCAGCCAGUUGUCUCGCCCAUCCUUCAGAAUACGCUCCCUACAAACCUGUUCCCUCUUAUAUGGCUCCUUCCAUCCGGCAAACUCUUUGUUCAAUCCAACUGGAACACAGUCCUACUUGAUUUGGACCAAAAUAAGGAGACUCCAUUGCAGGAUAUGCCAGAUGCCGUUCGCGUGUAUCCUGCGAGCGCUGGGAGCACGAUGUUACCGUUGACCCCGGAUAACAACUACACGGCGUCGCUCAUGUUCUGUGGUGGUAGUAACAUUAGUACUGAACAGUGGACCCAAAAUUGGGACAUCCCUCACUUUCCAGCAUCUUCUUCCUGCGUCCAGAUUACCCCUGAUCAGUCCCCGAAGUACACCGAGUUGGACGCCUUACCCGAGGGUCGGACGAUGGGAAAUCUGAUUUUGCUUCCCGAUGGAAGAAUUCUGUGUUUGAACGGCGCAAAGACUGGUACUGCUGGCUAUGGAAACACUACCUUUACCAUUGGCCAAUCAUACGCUGACCAGCCAAUUUUGGCGCCACUUAUCUAUGAUCCAAGGGCACCAGCCAGCAAACGCUGGUCUCGGUACGGACUUUCUUCGAGUUCCAUCCCACGAAUGUAUCACUCCUCGGCUACCUUACUUCCAGAUGGUUCAGUCUUGGUGGCAGGUUCCAAUCCCAACAGUGACGUGAAUACCACCGCACCGUAUCCUACCGAAUAUCGAAUGGAGCGGUUUUAUCCUUCAUAUUACAAUCAACGUCGACCGGAACCUCAGGGUCUGCCGAACCAGCUCUCUUACGGCGGCUCAUAUUUCAACGUCACGUUGACACUGGCGGAUCUUUUCGGUAACGUAGACAGCAUCCAAACAGCCAAAGUUAUAGUUAUGAGGACCGGGUUCUCUACGCAUACGAUGAACAUGGGCAUGCGCUCAGUACAGUUGCAAAGCACCUUCACGGGAAACCUCGAUGGAAGUGGAGUGCUUCAUGUUAGCCAGUUGCCUCCCAACGCGGCCGUCUUGCCUCCCGGUCCCGCACUGUUAUUCGUGGUCGUCAACAGUGUCCCCUCCGUCGGUAUUCAGGUCAUGUGCGGGUCUGGCAAGAUCGAGAAACAGAAUAUGCUUCCUGUGCAAAGUCUGCCAUCGGCGAACAUUAUUCAACACCAGGAGGGACAAAAGCAGAUCUCCGGCACGAGCUUCCUGGUCCAUUCUUCCAGAAGCGUUCUGGUCAUCAUUAUGAAAUAUAUCGCAGCGGUCUCCGCUAUCUUACUUUUUUCAAGCUAGCAAGCUGGUACGCGUCAUGUUUUGAGUUACAGACAUGCUAUGGACUACGCGUUACCCAUAUUUUUGAUACCUUUGCAUAUCGUUUUUGAAUCACGGACACUACAUCAUACAUUCGGUCGUGUACAUCAACCAUAGAACGCGC
Messenger RNA from Suillus paluster, 2044 nucleotides. Its product is annotated as glyoxal oxidase. NCBI's taxonomy places the organism in Eukaryota, Fungi, Basidiomycota, Agaricomycetes, Boletales, Suillaceae. The record is from RefSeq and is a predicted model, not a curated record. The annotation marks the transcript as partial. The transcript is spliced from 12 exons.